Molecule: messenger RNA, 2371 nt
Organism: Verruconis gallopava
Lineage: Eukaryota; Fungi; Ascomycota; Dothideomycetes; Venturiales; Sympoventuriaceae
Exons: 2
Coding region: 597-2324 (575 amino acids)
Biological process (GO): pseudouridine synthesis
Cellular component (GO): nucleus
Molecular function (GO): pseudouridine synthase activity; RNA binding
Source: RefSeq, a predicted model, not a curated record
GACGUCGCAAUCAUGGCCGACUCAAUGGCCGAAGAGCACCCCCGAAAGCGCAUAAGGCUUGAAGAGACAGCUGCGCAGAACGAGGAUCAGGUGGAUGAGGAGGUCAAGCGAGAGCUCCGCGCGGGAAUAACCCAUUAUGUUAAUCCGGACACACCAGGCUUCAGCGGCAUACUGAAGCAAAGGUAUACGGACUUCCUGGUUAACGAGAUCGAGCCCAAUGGCAAGGUAUUGCACCUCACAAGCACUGCUGUUCCAGUCAAGAUCACCGACCAGACAGCAUCGGACAAACAAGUACAUCCCAAUGACGAACGUUCUGCGGCUCAAGUGACUUCGGGAACGCAGAGCCAGAAAUCAGCGGCGGGUGGAGAUAACAGCAACUCUGCCGGAGGAGGUGUUAGCAAUGGCGAGGCAAAUGAUGACGACCCAACAAAAGUAAAUAGUCCAUAGAUCCACUACCCCCACUUGCUUCUAACUAGCUUCAGAUUACAGACGAGCAGAUAGAAGAGCUGGUCGACUUGUUUGGCGAGCCUUGUGUUGGGGCAGUAAUAAAGCUCUAUCAUGAUGUUCUCAAAGAUCCCGAAAGAAAAUCCAAGGACAUGCGUACGAUAAGUACCUGGCCGAUCGACGAUAAGUCCCGCCGAGGAAAAGCUCACGAAGCGAUCCGCCGCAUAUUCAGAGGCCAUUUGGCGUCGCAGCACGCAGAAAAAAAUCAGAUCAUCAUCAGCAAAUCAGUAAAAGUGGGACGUGGUGCUGAUGGUUCUAGGUGGAGUCGCCAUGAUGCCGGAAACAGUCGUGGCAAGGGAAAGCUAGGCUGGGACGAACUCGGUGGAGAGUAUCUGCAUUUCACACUACACAAAGAAAAUAAGGAUACUAUGGAAAUUAUCAGCUUCCUUGGUAGCCAGAUCAAGUGCGCCCCCAAACAUUUCCAGUUUGCUGGGACCAAGGAUAGAAGAGCAGUCACAGUGCAGAGAGUCAGCGUUUACAGGCAGCAUGCAUGGCAGCUUGCUGGCUUGAACAAAGUCCUGAAGCAUGGCUCCAAGAUUGGCGACUUCAAAUACGAGACGUACGGGCUGGAAUUGGGAGCGCUAUGGGGUAAUGAGUUCACUAUUACUUUGCGUGACUGCCAUUUCAAGGGAGAAGAAAGCAUGUGGACCUUCAAGGACCAACUCGAGCUGGCUAGGAAAACUGUGGGCGAUGCAGUCGCACGCCUUCAGGAGAACGGAUUCAUAAACUAUUACGGUCUUCAGCGCUUUGGUUCUUUCUCUGCAGGCACGGAUGAAGUCGGAAAGAAAUUGCUCCAAGGCGAUUUUGAAGGCGCUGUCAGCCUCAUCUUUGACUUUCAUCCAUCCGCUUUGCAAGCGGGCCAAGAUCCCAAUUCAGAGGCGAAGAUCUCAACCGACGAUCGAAACCGCGCAGUUGGCUUGGAUAUCUGGAAACGAACUGGUAACGCAAAUAAAGCCCUCGAGAAGAUACCGCGAAAGUUUUCCGCUGAGUCGAAUAUAAUCCGAUACUUAGGCUUGGAGCGAGGGGGCAAGAAAGUUCGUGAAAGAGACUUCCAGGGCGCGUUGGGUGCCAUUCAGCGAAAUCUGCGGCUUAUGUACGUUCAUGCGUACCAGAGCCUUGUGUGGAACAAGGCCGCAGGAAGGCGAUGGGAGCUAUACGGAAACAGAGUUGUGGAAGGAGAUCUCGUCAUUGUCGGCGAUAAGGAAUCUAAGGAUGACGAUAUCGAAGCAGAGGUUGAUGAGGAUGGCGAGCCAAUCAUUCGUCCUGCCGCAGCGGACAGCGCAGCCACAGACGGAGACUUCACGCGAGCACGACCGCUCACCAAAGCAGAGGCAGAGAGCGGAAAGUACGAUAUUUUUGAUGUUGUGCUUCCUCUGCCGGGCUGGGAUAUCGUCUACCCGCAAAAUGAGGUUGGUGCGUUCUAUAAGGAGUUUAUGGGUAGUGAAGAGGGCGGUCGUUUAGAUCCUUACGAUAUGCGACGUCCGUGGAAAGACUACAGUCUUAGCGGCGGCUAUCGCAAGUUACUGAGUCGCCCGGCCCCUGGUAUGUCCUUCGAGGUUCGAGGCUAUGCUGAAGAAACGCAGCAGCUGGUGGAGACUGAUUUGGAAAGGCUGGAGAAGAAGGAAAAGGCCGAAGCGAACGGUAACGAGAAAGAUGAAGUUGCUGGAGCAGAGGCGAAGUGCGCCGAGGGAGACAAGUUCAUCGCCGUCAUUCUGCACAUGAAGCUUGGCGCGAGCCAGUACGCUACCAUCGCUUUGAGGGAGCUGCUAAAAGCAGGCGGCCUGAAGACCUUCAAGGCUGAUUUCGCCGGGCGUGGUUAAUGAAAGACAUAGAACCUGAAAUGCAAUGCUAGAUCUUCCUGAAAUAA